Molecule: messenger RNA, 1127 nt
Organism: Melanaphis sacchari
Lineage: Eukaryota; Metazoa; Arthropoda; Insecta; Hemiptera; Aphididae
Exons: 5
Coding region: 338-1021 (227 amino acids)
Biological process (GO): DNA topological change
Cellular component (GO): chromosome
Molecular function (GO): DNA binding; DNA topoisomerase type I (single strand cut, ATP-independent) activity
Source: RefSeq, a predicted model, not a curated record
UGUAUAAUACAUUACACAAAAGUCCUAAUAUAUAGCCGCGUGCAGCUAUCUCUGAGCGCAAUGAUUCGAAAAAUAUACACCACGCAAUAAAGUAUAGAGUUAAAUUGAUCUUUAGCGUGUAAGUGGUUUAUGUUUCGUUCAGAUAAGGGUUUAAAAAUGAAUAGGUAAUUUUACACAUCAUAAAUAUAAUACAGAUCGAUGGGUUGGAAAACAAUCAUCAUAUUUAAUAUUAUGAAAGCAACCGGAAAAUUUACACCUAUCAUUCUAGUAUAAAAAGACCUCGUUGAGGUCCCCAAGAGUGUAUUGUGACUUUAAAACAUUGUCGUCACUACACAAAAUGAAUAAGACGAUUCUAUCAAUCGUGGUUGGCGUUAUUUUCUUCUUGGCUCUUCUUGGCUCACACUCGAAUGCAAACGUGUGCACGAUUUCGGAAAAUACUUUUGAUGUUUAUCGAAAAAUAUCAAAUAAUGAAUUGGUGAUGAUUUCAAAUGAGACAGAUCAAUGCAAAUUUAACCCUAUAGACAACUAUUACAUUAGAGACACGUACAGAACUAGAAAUUUGAACAUACGAUCCGAGAGACGUAAGAUUAGCGUAGACGGAAAAGAACAAGAGCGCAGGGUUUGGGUUAGAAUUGACGAUAUUAGAAAGGGCAGAUUGACAAGAUCGGAAUCAUUACCUAACAUCCGUCGCGAACGAAUUCGGAAUGCAAGAGAGAGAGACAUUGAUAUAAGAGGCAUUCUUCACCAAAGAGCUUUAGAACGGAACGGCAGAAAGAUUUUAGAACAUCGUUCUGAUGAAAGAAUUUUUAGACGUGAAGUAAGAGAUAGGAAUUACGAUGUGCAAAUAAAUCGAGAUAAAACAGACAAAAGAAGCAGAACAGCGCAUACUAGACAGAUUGGUAUGAUUGCUAUUAAAGAUAAAGACGACGCGUCUUCAUGGCCAUUCUCAAAUUUUGUUCAGUCAGCAAUUGGUGUACUUGGACUUUACUAUUUUGGGAUGCACAGUAAAAACGUUAAGUAAUUAGAAUCGUUACUUAAAAGAAUAUGUUAGUGAACUCAUAGUAUAAAUAUUAUAAAAAAAUUAUCAAAAAUAUUAAUGAAAUAAUGAAUAUAUGAUUACAUUUUUC